GCUGAUAGGUCCAUAUGUCAGUCAGACCUACACACACAGAUGGACAAACGCACCCAUAGACUCACUCGCGCGCACACACACAGACACGUCUCAUGACAGACACACGGCAUCCAUCGAGUAGGUCCCUCGUCUGUCAGUCAGACCCUCAUCAACACAGCAGCCGACGGCGUCGUCCGGUGACGUCCUGUGAUCAUGUUCAUCAGUGUGUGUGUCGAGCCGCCCGGCCGUGCACACCAAACCUGCCACCCACCGAAACAGUUGACGUGUCGCUCAUGGAUUGUGUGGUUCAUUCAGUCGUGCAGUCAGUGAGUCUGACAGAAAUGAGUUAAACCCUCGCCCAUCCGUCCCGACCACAAUGCAAACAGAGCACAUAAGCCAUGCAGACGCACUCAGUUCCCCUCCACUAAUUCUCGCCAGUCAGACAGGCAGACCCUCUCCACCAGUUAAAUGCACCACCAACACCUAGUAGCCGACAGCCAGCACCCCUCAUUCCAUUACUGCUCCCCUGUCGAUGACGUCACGCUCGAGACCGAAUCGCCGCAGCAGACGGCGGGCAGCACCAACCGACACGGGGUAGCGCUGGGCGAGCGGGUGGGACCGAUCGGCAGCAGAUGGCUCAGUUGUGUAGAGGUCGAUGGAGCCAUCCUCCAUCACCAGAUGUGCAGCGAUGGUCUCGUUGGGUCGGAAGCCGCUCACAAUCACAAAACGAUCGUGCCUCGCAUCAGCAGCAUUCAGAUUGACCCUGUCGUAGCGGUAGUCGGCGACGAUGCCUUGGUCCUCUGUGAUGCCGUCGGUCCUUAGCAGACGGCCAUAGCGCCGGUUGUCACGGCCAAUGGUUCUAAUGAGCACCUCCUUGUCGUCCACCCCCUCUCCAUGUGACCAAUAGAGGAGCAGCCUGUGCAGCGGGAAUGCCGAGAAUGAGGGAUACAGUUGGCCGCCCUGUCGGAUGACGGGGUCAGCUCGCUUGUAGCCCUCAGCAUAGGGAUGGCCGCCAGGCAGCUCACCCAACGGCACCACACGAAACGACUGAUUGCCGGUCCGAUAGCUCUCAUAGGCCCCGUCAUCGAUUUGCUGCAGUGCCAGGCUGGAACCAUAGUAGCUGAGCUGCUGGCCGAUGAUGUUGUAGAUGGCCAUGGCGAGUGGCAGUUGGUGGAAGGCCGUUGCUGUGAGCAGUGAGGCAGCCGGCAGACGGAGGGGCCGCGUCGCAUUGGGGGUCAGCCGGUAGAUGAAGGCCAGCCGAAGGAACCGCCCCAUCGCCUGCCACUCCUCGCCACUGCCCCGCUCCAGCAGAUAGACCACCUUCAAGCCGGCCUCCACAUCACCGCCAAUGUCGAAGGCCAACACGUCCGCCAGGCGCAGACGACUGAUGUGCUCAUCCACGCGGCGCCUCACCUCAUAGAGCAUCGUGUCGACAUCAUCGGGAUGGGUGUUGCUGAUGUGUGAGCGGAGAGCGGCGCGUCUGUUGGGGUCAGUGGACAUGGCCAUUUCAGCCGCCUUGCUGAUGGCGAUGCUGCGCAGUGGCGGGACUGCCGGCGGGGCGGUGGGGCGAUUGGGAUUGGGAGGGGGAGGCUGGGCAGAGGACGCCAUCAGUCAGUCAACUGAU
Vitrella brassicaformis is the source of this 1603-nucleotide messenger RNA. The record is from the annotation of a GenBank genome assembly. Lineage: Eukaryota; Vitrellaceae.